ACACGUGAUUCCAACAACAUAACGAUCAGUUGCAAAAGGAAGUUUAAUUCAGAACAAAUGCAAAUGGCGCCUGUAAGAUAUGGCUAGUUUUCACAGGAUGUAUCUAAGCGUUAUUAGCAAUGUCAAGUAAAUUAUCUAUCCACCGCGCCCAGGUGCACGUGCCCAACACGUGUGCUUCGUGUGAAAGCAUACAGGACGUUAACUGGUACUGUAAUGACUGCCAGGAGGCGUUAUGUGACCACUGUUUUGAGGGUCAUCAACGCUCGAGAAAGACACGGAAUGAUGACGUCGUACCAAUAAAGGAGGCGAACAAACUCGUGGAAGCCGAACUCCCAGAGGUAUGUAAGACACAUCGAGGUAAGACAUGUGACCUGUACUGUAGUGACUGUGACAUCGUUAUGUGUGUGAUGUGUCUUACCGAGAAACAUAAACAACACACUUUCAAAAGUAUAGAAGAGGAAAUUUGCUCACAAAAACAAUACAUGCAAGAUCAAUUGAAAAUAUUAAAGUCCAAGUCAGACCACUUUAAUGACAACCUAUCAAAACGUCAUGAAAUGAACCAGUCAGUCAAAGAGAGCGUGGAUGUCAUCCGACAAACUGUACAAACCCAGAGACAUAAACUGAAAGCAGAAAUUGAUUCCAUCGCCGACGCCGUCUUGGUCGAGUUGUCGGCCUUGGUGGAGGAAGAAGAAAAAUCCUAUCAACAGGACUGCAAAUCUAACGAGCAAACUAUCAAAGAGAUCAAACAACUUAUCAGAGAUGUAGAGCAAAACACAGAAAAUAUGUCUAGUACAUCCGUGUUUGAGCUGACGGGGAGACUGAGAACCACCAUACCGCUGUAUGAUGUUACUAAAAAGACCGUGUUACCUCGCCCACCUCACUUCAUGCCUGGGAAACUCAACGCAGAUCAGAUGAAGUCAAUGAUUGGAUAUAUCCAUGUCAGCAAAUUGAAGAAUGAAGACUGCGGGUAUGAGAAGAAAGAGGUUGAUAGUAAAAAGGUUCGUAAGAUUUUUACAUUCCGAGUACCUCAGAAGAGACAAAUCAACUCAGUAUGUCCUAUUGACGACACUCAUGCAUGGAUGGCAGUAAUUAGAAUUAAUGAAUUGAUUAAAGUCAACAAGAACGGCAAGGUCACAGAGGCUGUCAAGCUUGACUUUAACCCGUGGUGUCUGACAUUGACCAACACAGAAGAACUACUGAUCACGUGUAAUGGUGGUUCACCGCUGAUACACAAACUAUCCAAGGACAGACAAGUGACUAGAUUUACUGACAUCAGUCCGUUAAAAGGCCAUGGUAUCAAUGUCAGUGACAAUGAUGAGGUGUUCGUUACUACUGAAACUACAACAAUACAGGUACUGAACAUGUCCGGGGAGAGGAUCAGACAAAUUUCGUGUGGAGGUAAUGGGCUGAGUAUCGUAUGUAUGAUAAAAGGAGAUAUAGCUGUCACCACUGGCGCAAAAUGUUUUUAUUGUAAGGAAAUGAUUAUCAUCAACAAAUCUGAUCAGAUCAUACAUAAGUGGAAAGGGGAACUGGACAAUGGUCAGACGUUAGAUGAGACGGUGCAAUUUAAUAUAGCACGAGAUAGAUAUGACAGAGUGUUUGUACCAGACUACAACACUAAUCAGGUAUACGUCCUCUCAGGGAAUGAGAGAAGGGCCAAGUGUCUCCUAGACAAGAGACAUGGAGUAACAUACCCAGCGGCUGUGUGUGUAGACAGGUGGGGGCAUGUUUGGAUCGGCUGUGUUGAUGGUACAGUUCAUGUGAUGGAACUAUAAACAAAUCAGGGGGUAUCACCAGACUGAGUCGAUAUCACAAUGAAUGAAAACAUAGCAUUAUAUUCUAAUGCCGAUACAAAUGUUUUCGUGCUAUAUAUCUGUAACGUGAAUGCCUAAAAAUUACUCGAUUUAAUUCAUAUGUUACGGUACAAACAUGUCAACUAUAUCAUGUGUAGGGAAUCGUUAAAGAGCUCUAAGCUGAAUUUUAACAGGACCUAGUUUGUGUUCCCUAUCGUAAUAUAAUGUCAACAGUUAUGCACACUUGGCUUAACAUAUCACAGUUAAAGUAUAGCUUGAAAACGUCGAUUUAUUGAUGUUCACAUGUUCACAAUAAGCGUUAUAGGUAGAAAACACAUUUUCAUUUUUUUUUAAUCCAAUGAAUCAAUUUCAUUACUGUAGAUAUGAUAAUUUUCCUUUUUAUAAAAUGUUAUUCUGUUGAAUCAAUUAUUUUGGUCAUGUUUAGAUUUUGAGAUAAGUUUUAGUGUCUGUGGAGUGUGUAAACUACAACCAAUAGGUAGAUGAUGAUAAGAGUGAUUGGAGAACCUCUGUUUCACGAUGUAGCAAACAAGUUGAUUUUAAGAGAGAAAACCAGAAAAACCAACACGUGUUUUUUGGAGCACUCUUUAUCUGUAAACAUGUAAACAACAACUUUUUUUUUAUUUCAUACAUCAUUUUCAUUCAUUUGUUCAUUCAUUCAUACAUUUGUUUGUUCAUUCAGUUCGCAACACGAUUUCUCACCUUUGAACGCUUUCCUGACCCGGGUGAGUAAUCGUGUUAGGAGUAGGCAUAUUGCCCGUUGUCAUGAGUACGAACACUGAAAUUAAUUUUGGGGAGUUGUGGUAUAUUUAGACUUGUUUACUACUGCACAAACUUCAAACUUGUUGGAACUACAAUUUUUAGCUCACCCGGUCCGAAAGGCCAUUGUGAGGUUAUGCCAUACCGCAGCGUCCGUCGUCCAUCCGUCUGUCAUGUUUUCCUUCAAAAUGCCACAAGUCCUGAACAACUCAAUUUUGUAUAAACGGGGUCCCCUCUGGGAAAAGAGGGUGGGCCCUCAUAGGGGAAAUAGAGGUGUAAUCUUUCAAUUAUAUUCUACCAUAGGGCUUAUGGAAUUUCAUCUUAAUUUGGUCUGGAUCAUCCUUGCGCAAAGGGGACUCAAUCUUGUUAAAAUGUUGAGUUUGGGCCCCCUGGGUGGGUGGAGAGAGGCAGGCUCCAAUAUGGGAAAUAGAGGUAAAAUCAUUAAAACCUUACUUCUUCCGUAGUGAUAAGGGGGCGGGGUAUCCUUAUUUGGUAUGGAACAUCCUUAGACAAACAGGACUUCAUCUUGAAUAAACGGUGGUUGUGGCCCCUUUGGGUGCAGAGGGGCGUGGCUCAAAGGGAAAUUGAGGUUUUAAUCUUUAAAAUCCUUCUCCUAAUGUACCAUUUGAGGGAUUUUAUACGAAUUUUUGCCUGGAGUAUCCUUAGGCAAAUGGGGUCUUUAUUUGUGAUAGAUGAUGGGUGUGACCCCUUUGAAUGCGUGGUUGUACAGAGGGGCAUAAGUAUCAUAGUAAUAGAAGUGUACUGCAGUUACAUAUAAUUGUAGUAGACCUUUCUCAUUUUGGGCUAGACCUAGAACGAAGCGUGGAGACAGAGACCCAGACAUGCAAAUACAUGGGUCAUUUCAAAAAUAAUUGUAUAUGGAACGUAGCGUAUAGGGUAUGUCAGAGUGUGUAGACGCACAUGUAAGUGACUACAGGUAAGCGAACAGGUAAGGAAUUAUGUAACCGGUAACCACAGUCGUUAUAGUCUUAUUUUGUGGCUCAGUGCGACAGGUACAGUUCUAUGUGACCGUGGUAAUUGAUAUUUCAAUAUCUCCGUUAAGGAUCUCACCCGGCACGUCUGUUGUAUUUUUCUGACGCCGAUUGAGUGAAAAGAAAUUCCCCACACGAUAUUUCCAUAUUACAAAAGAAAUGUUUUAACGCGUAACCGGUGUCUUUUUUAUAACAGUGUUAAGCUGAAGGUGCUUGUUCCACACAUUUUCGUCACUUCAUUCCUUUGCAUUUUUGUAUAGAGGUGGUUGGACAAAAGGCAAUUUAUUAGCAUCCCUGCGCAACAGUAACAUGAUGGCGUACAGAGGUGGUUUUCUGUAUUGACAUAUAAUCUUGUUUAUUCUCCUAAAAAAAUAACAACAGAAGAAAAGUAGAAAUGUAUUCAGUUUUCUGCUAUUUUUGACUUGUAUUUAAAUCGACAGCUUUCAUGGAAUAAUCAUAUAGUCAUUUUAUGCUGUUCUUAAAAGAUUGUUCUGGGGAUCAUUUCAGGGAGUGAAUUUUCGGAUUCCUAUGCUACUGUUAUAGCAUUCACCCAAUCUUUGUUUUCAGUAUAAACCAUCAUUUUAAAAAAAAAUCUGGAAAAAAAACAAAAACAUUAAGGGGAUGUUACUGCAGGUAAGGAGCACUAAAAGAGCGUUCUCUAGUGUUUUGUCGCAAGCGGCGGACAGGAAUCCUGAAUACAGGUGAAAUGAAAAAUUUGGUUUGGUUGUUUAUGUUUAACGGCCCAUCG
Messenger RNA from Mizuhopecten yessoensis (Yesso scallop), 4310 nucleotides. RefSeq lists its product as uncharacterized. The coding region runs from base 120 to 1775 and encodes 551 amino acids. Lineage: Eukaryota; Metazoa; Mollusca; Bivalvia; Pectinida; Pectinidae. Gene Ontology annotation, cellular component: nucleoplasm; chromatin. The record is from RefSeq and is a predicted model, not a curated record. The transcript has a single exon. Gene Ontology annotation, molecular function: zinc ion binding; ubiquitin-protein transferase activity. Gene Ontology annotation, biological process: positive regulation of DNA-templated transcription.